Molecule: messenger RNA, 1524 nt
Organism: Bipolaris zeicola 26-R-13
Lineage: Eukaryota; Fungi; Ascomycota; Dothideomycetes; Pleosporales; Pleosporaceae
Exons: 3
Coding region: 1-1524 (507 amino acids)
Molecular function (GO): oxidoreductase activity; heme binding
Source: RefSeq, a predicted model, not a curated record
AUGGCGAAGGUCUUUGAUUACGCCGAAGUUGCAAAGCACAACACAUCAGAAAGUUGCUGGGUAGUCUUAUACGGCAAUGUCUACGACGUAACGCGCUUCCUGCCCGAGCACCCCGGCGGAUCUAAGGUCAUCCUCCAGCUCGCAGGCAAGGACGCGACGGAAGAAUACGAUCCUAUCCACCCUCCAGGCAUCCUCGAAGAAAACCUUCAGGCUUCGGACAAGCUCGGCACGAUCAACCCAGACACACUACCAAAAGAAGAAAAGACACCAUUGGAGACUGGCGAGGCGCAACAAGACGGGCCUGUGGACCUGGAGAGUCUUUUGAACAUCGACGAGAUUGAAGAGGUGGCGACGAAGAAGAUUCCGUACAAAGCAUGGGCAUAUUACUUUUCUGCAAGCGAUGAUCUGCAGAGCAAAUCGUUCAACAACAAGGUGUACAGGAGCAUACUACUACGGCCACGGGUGUUUGUCGACUGCACACGCUGCGAUACCUCGACAACCUUUCUUGGCCACAAUGUUAAAAUUCCUAUAUAUGUUUCUCCCGCUGCAAUGGCCAGGCUUGCACAUCCAGACGGCGAGUGGGGUAUAGCGCAGGCAUGCGAGAAGUACGGUGCCAUGCACCUCAUAUCGCAAAAUGCAUCUAUGACACCCGAGCAAAUUGUUGCAGAUGCGAAGCCAGGCCAGGUUUUUGGAUGGCAACUAUACGUUCAGAACGAGCGGCAAAAGAGCGAAGCUAUGCUUGCUCGUAUGAACAAGCUUGAUUGCAUUAAAUACAUCUGUCUCACACUCGACGCGCCGGUUCCAGGAAAACGCGAACACGACGAGCGCAGCAAAAACGUUAGCUCCAACUUGCCUCUCCGUGCAGCCGUGCAGGAAUCUCAGAGCGUAAGCAAGACAUCAACUGAUGCAAAGACACCAACACAAGCAAGCGAGAAUGAAAAGCCCAAACCAAAGAGCAUGGGCGUGGGACAGAGUUUGUUCUGGGGCACAGCGGCGGACUUGACAUGGCGCUCUACACUACCCUGGCUCAAGAAGCACACGGACAAGCCGAUUGUGCUCAAGGGCAUCCAAACACACGAAGAUGCCUACCUUGCUUCGCUCCAUGCGCCCCACGUCAAGGCUAUUAUUCUUUCCAACCACGGUGGUAGAGCGCUGGACACGGCGCCACCUGCCGUACACACGUUGUUGGAGAUCCGAAAGUACUGCCCAGAAGUCUUUGACCGCAUCGAGGUCUGGGUCGACGGAGGCAUCAAGCGCGGAACAGACGUUGUUAAAGCACUUUGUCUAGGCGCCAAGGGCGUAGGUCUCGGUCGGGCUGCGCUAUUUGGUCUUGGAGCAGGAGGCAAAGAAGGUGUGGAAAGGGUUCUUGAAAUUCUCAAGGCGGAAACAGAAACAUGCAUGCGAUUACUUGGUGUGGAGAAGAUUGAGCAACUCGGUAUGCAGCAUAUUAAUACGAGGGCUGUUGAGCGCGAUAUCUGGGAUGGUCCGAUGCUGGAGCGAGCAGAGGUUAAAGCUAAGCUGUAG